Pochonia chlamydosporia 170 is the source of this 789-nucleotide messenger RNA. Its product is annotated as peptidase S1/S6, chymotrypsin/Hap. The transcript is spliced from 2 exons. The record is from RefSeq and is a predicted model, not a curated record. Lineage: Eukaryota; Fungi; Ascomycota; Sordariomycetes; Hypocreales; Clavicipitaceae. Gene Ontology annotation, biological process: proteolysis. Gene Ontology annotation, molecular function: serine-type endopeptidase activity. Bases 1 to 789 code for a protein of 262 amino acids.
AUGCUCUUUGAUCGUUUUGCCCUGGGCGUCGCCCUCCUUGUGCCAGCCGCUGCUGCUGCUCCAUCUGGUGAUAUCAAGCCUAGAGAGGAUAUCGUUGGAGGUUCUCCUGCCCGGGCUGGAGAGUUCCCCUGGAUUGUCUCGCUCUCUCGUCAGGGACGGCACUUCUGCGGCGGUUCACUCCUUAAUGAAAGAACCGUUGUCACAGCUGCCCAUUGCGUCGCGAAUGCAGACGCCAGGAGCACUCGCGUCCGAGCAGGCUCUACCCGAGCCUCUACCGGCGGAACCCAGGUCGGUGCCGCUACGUUCAUCUCUCAUCCAGGCUACAGAGGCUCGCCGGAAGGGGGGUCGGACAUUGCUAUCAUAAAGCUUGCCCAACCUAUCCGUGCCGGUGGCAAUAUCGCCUACGCAAAGCUUCCCGAAUCCGGCUCUGAUGUGUCUGGUGGUACCCAACUCGAGGUGGCUGGAUGGGGUGCUACGGAUACAGAGGGCCAAGGCGGGGGAAGCGAAACCCUCAACAAAGUCAGGGUUCCCGCGGUUGACCGCCAAUCAUGCAGCCGGGCAUGGCAAAGGGAGAUCGGUGGGCGGAUUGACGAGACCAUGAUUUGUGCUGGAUAUUCUCAAGGUGGGAGGGACUCGUGCUUCGGUGACUCGGGUGGUCCUAUCGUUGAUGCUAGUAGCCGCGUUUUGGUUGGCACUGUCUCGUUUGGUAAGCCAUGUGCUAAACCUGGCUUUCCCACGAUUUAUGGCAACGUCGGUGCUCUCUUGGACUUUGUCACGAGCAACAUGUAA